Messenger RNA from Aplysia californica (California sea hare), 2341 nucleotides. Its product is annotated as stimulated by retinoic acid gene 6 protein-like. NCBI's taxonomy places the organism in Eukaryota, Metazoa, Mollusca, Gastropoda, Aplysiida, Aplysiidae. Gene Ontology annotation, biological process: vitamin A import into cell. Gene Ontology annotation, molecular function: signaling receptor activity; retinol transmembrane transporter activity. Gene Ontology annotation, cellular component: plasma membrane. The record is from RefSeq and is a predicted model, not a curated record.
CCCUAUGAGCAUAUUGACUCGAUCGGAAAGAAUCUCAUACGCUGCCUGUUUUGGGGUCAUAGCAACAUUCGUGUCCAAAAUCAUCUUUGAGUCCAAGCAGGCCUUUGAUUACACUGGGCCAACCUGGGGCAAAGCGUUUGUGACGGUCCUCUCCAUGUUCAUCUACGGCCUCAACUGCUUCCCACUGUUCGCCAGCGUGGCCUUACGCUCCGUCCUGUCAUGCGCAGUGGGUUCUGUCUACACCUGGUGCUUCUCUGUGGUCAUCGUGUACACCUUCUUCACCUGUGAUUUGUCCCCAGAAGCUCGGGUGGCCUAUUUUUUCAUGAGUGGCCCACAGCUUCUGUCCCUGGCCUACCUCUGCCUACGUCUCCCGUACGGCUUUGUGGUGACCUUCCGCAUCUGGCUACGGGAAAGGCGGUGUGAGAAGGUCAAGUUCAGAGAGUCUUUGACUCGGAUACGAAAGUCUUAUCAAGGUCAGCGUGUGACCCAGUUAUUUCGAAAGCCUCCGGAGGACAAAGGGAAAAAAGAUCAAGAUAUCGUAGAAAAAAUAUUCACAUCGUUAGUAAAUUUCUUGAAGAGCUGGAUCUACAAUUGGCAACCAGACUUCCGAUACUCUGCACGUAUACUGGCCAUUAUGUGGGUCGGCUUUGCUGUGUUGUACAUGACUAUGUUCAAAAUAACCUGGAGCAGCACGUCAUUAUUUCUCUACCUGGUGGACGUGGCCACGUACUCUCUCGACUCCAUUGGCUGGUCCGACCAGGCUGGAGAUUCUGACGUCAUAAAACUCGCUCGCAUCCUGCUCAAAAUUUACUACUAUUUCAUAGCUGCCAUAUUUGUCUUGGCCAUCAUAUGUUAUAUCGUCGCCUUUGUCAUCGGUUUAUGCAGCAUACUAUACAGUUUGUCAUCAUACAGGCACAAUCUGAGGGCUCUGCACAAGGGAGACUAUAGCCACGUACCUCCAAGAGGCAAGAUGACCAACGUGAGCCUUCUGACUGGUAGUAUGCGCUACGCCGGAUAUCAAGUGGGUUACAUCGCAUGGGCCUUCGUUCUUCAAGCCCUCAGCUUUUUCACCUUUGUGAUCAUCCUGGUUCUCGUCAUUGUCAUCAUCGCUCUCGGUUUCAGCGAAUGGUUCAAAAGCCUUCUUCAAUACAUCGGCCCGUGGGUGUUUGUCCUGAUAAUCUUCUUGGUUGGCCAGUACUUCAUGGCCAGGCUCGUCUUUCUACAGAGUCACAAGGACUCACUCUCCAUAGACAACAGACGCGGUCUUUUCUUGGCGGCGUACUUCCUGUUCUUCUACAACGUCUUCGUCGGGUUCGCGUCCUGCCUGUUGCGUCUGUUCAAGUCCUUGGUCCUGGGAAUCUGCCUCAUCUCUCGGCUUGACCACAGCAUCCUGCCACACAAGUUCGAGCUCAGCGACAAUGGGUUCGAGCGCUAUGUGGGUUUCCUUCACCUAGAAAACUACCACAACCACCCAGUACAGCAUGUAUUUGUUCACCUGUUGCAACACUCAGCACAGGAGACGCGACACAAGCUCACGUCCGACACAACCUCACAGUCCACAGCUCUGGACAGUGGUCAACAGAAACAGAGCUCAAAAGGACUUUUGCACAAGGGAAACAAAGUUGGUAGUUUCGUCGGCUCCUCUAAAGGUGAGACAGAUAUGGGACAGAUAGAGGUCAAAGAAUCUGAAGCUGUCGAAAAAGGAGUCGAUUACCAGCUCACAGAUCAGCCUAGUGAUGAAUUGGGUCCUGCCAAAAGAUUGUUUACGCCGAGACAAGACCAAAGAGAUGAGCAACCAUCGGUGAAUGGCGAGAUCAAAGAUCCCGAGGUUGGAUCCUCUGGGGAUGUGAGUGCCCAGUGGGAGAAAGUGAAAGACUCCCCGGAACUGGUCCGUCACAGAAAACGCCAGCUGGCCGCCUUCCAGUGGUCCCUUGCCUACACUCUCUUCUCAAACCCUCAGUUUAUUUUGGAGAGAAAAGGUUUCAUACAACAACGAAUGAAGAAGAAAGGAGGUGAGAGUGUCGAGAAGAAGGAUGAGGACAAAGAAAUUGUAAAGGGAGGACUAAACCUGGAAAUGUUGAAGCUGAGCAAAAAAGUGAAAAAGACGGAGCAGACGAAAGAUUGAGUCAAGACAGUGUUGUUUGUUUUUGCAUGAGUUUGGAAUAAUGUUUCUCUCCGGGAAGAGCGGGUUACAGACCCCUAGAGUCUUUAAUUACACAACUCGUUAACACAUCUCAUUAACACAUCUCAUUAACACAUCUCAUUAACUCAUCUCGUUAACACAUCUCAUUGACAUAUCUCAUUAACACAUCUUGUUAACACAUCCCGUUAACACAUCUCA